AAGUCUUUCUUUCUAUCACAACUUCCUCCCUUGUUCUUCUCCUGAGUGGCAGCAGUGCGCCCUGGUCGUGACGUUAAUCCGUGACGCAGGUUCGCCCUCCAUCAGUAGUCGAGCCCACUGACAGAAAACACCACCUAGAAACGAAGCGAGUCCUCACGAUCCGUGAAAAUAUGUAGCCUGCUUAGCUCGCAUAGUUCAGAAUAUUUCGACAACACGGAGUUUGGUGAAGCUGCAGUUACAUGGAAAGUUACCAUGGGUGGCCAUGAUGAUGAAGAUAUGUCAUAUAUUGUGAACAAACAAAAACAAGAUGAAGAACUAAAGAACAAGCUGAACGACAGUACCCACUGGUGCGACCAAGAGUCAACUGGGAGCAAUGCCAAGUGGGUCAAAGAAGGCCAGAACCAGCUGCGGAAAGUAGCCGAGAACCAGCAGGACCAAGACCACAACUGCAAUAUCAGCCAAAAUGGGAACAAGGAAGACUUCCCUCAUCAGACCACCACUCAGGAAGAACAACAGGGAAAGGGGGAGCAGACCAGGUCUCCUAAAAUAGCAAUGACCCCUGGUCUCAGUGAGGAGGAGUCCAAGAACAUCCUUAAUGAGCCACUACUCAUCGACAUUCUGGAGUCAACAGAAGAGAAAGAUAAAGAGAGAGAGGAGGAUGGCAGAGAGAAGGAAAACAAAUCAAAGGAAGAUGAAGAGAGAUCAGAUGAUACCAGAGGAGUGGCAAAGGAACAGGGUAAUGGGGAGUUUCAGAGAGAGGGCACUGUUGUGGGUAGAAAUGCCUGCCUCCUGUUCUCCAACAUGAACGGGACACCAAAUGAUGAGGAGUCCAGCUGGCCUGCACUGUCUCAGGACAACACAGCCGACAGCUCUCCAAAUGACAACAGAGAGUCCUUUUGGGAUUCCAGUGCUUUUGAGACAGACACAGACCUGCCUUCAGGAUGGAUGAGGGUCCGAGAUACAUCUGGCACAUAUUACUGGCAUAUCCCCACAGGCACCACCCAGUGGGAGCCUCCCUCACCCCUGGGUAAAGUCGGUGACUCGAUGAUGUCCUCGACUAUGUCCCUGGAGACUACACCCUGUGAGGAACCUGAGGAAUCCUGGGCUCAACUUUCCAGCACAGAUGAAGGAGCUGGUGAAGGGGAACUGUGGAGGGAGGAGGGAGAGGUUGCAUCUGAUCAAAGUCUGAAGGAGUUUGAAGGAGCAACUCUACGCUAUGCAUCCAUCAACCUGAACUACAAUUGCUCCCAGUCUGAGGAAGAAGAGAAGGUUGCUCCGCUCUGCACGGAUUUAGAAACUAAGUGUUUCGCAGUGCGUUCCCUGGGCUGGGUGGAGAUGUCAGAGGAGGACAUGGCACCAGGCAAGAGCAGCGUUGCUGUCAACAACUGCAUCAGGCAGCUGUCUUAUCACAAACACAACCUUCAUGACACUGCUGGUAUCUGGGGAGAGGGAAAAGACAUGCUGAUGGUCCUGGAGAAUGACACAAUGAACUUGAUUGACCCACUGGGCCAGACUCUUCUUCAUGCUCAGCCAAUUGGCAGCAUCCGUGUUUGGGGUGUUGGCAGAGACAACGGCAGGGAAAGGGAUUUUGCAUAUGUGGCACGAGACAACCUGACCCAAGUUUUGAAGUGUCACGUUUUCCGCUGCGACUCGCCUGCCAAGAACAUAGCCACCAGUUUACAUGAGAUGUGUGCAAAGAUAAUGAUGGAGAGAAAGUCGACCAAGCGAGGGUUGAGCAGGCUCAGCUCUGACCCGAGCAACCCUGUGGUGAUUCCUGUUGAAGAGUUUCCUGCUCCAAAAAAUGAACACUUUCAGCACUUCCAUGUUUAUUACCUUGGUUGUGAGUCUGUGGCAAAGCCAACUGGUAUGGAUGUAAUCAAUGAAGCGCUAGAGGCAGCAGUGAGUGGCAAAGAUAAAAGUGAAUGGACUCCUGUCUCUGUGAACGUCGCACCAGCCACCCUCACGAUACUUAGUAAACAGAAUGAGGAGGUGCUUUCAGAGUGCAGGGUGCGCUUCCUGUCUUUCAUGGGUGUGGGAAAGGACGUCCACACCUUUGCUUUUAUCAUGGCGGAGGGGCCCAGAGAGUUCACCUGCCACAUGUUUUGGUGUGAACCCAACGCUGCCAGUCUGAGUGAAGCCGUACAGGCUGCCUGCAUGCUUCGCUACCAGAAGUGUUUGGAUGCACGUCCUCCGAGCCUGGCCUCCUGCCUGCCCACCCCUCCUGCUGACUCUGUGGCUCGACGGGUCAAGAAGGGGGUGCAGACUCUGCUGGGCAGCUUUAAGAGCUACAGGUCAGGCUCUCAGUCCCCUUGAGUUGGAGUGGGGAUGAUCCACAGUCCAUUAAACACAAGGUCCAUCACCGCGGCCCCUUCUCACUCUCACCUCUCUCUGCCUCAAGUCUCUCCCCUCUCCCUUUCUGCCACUUUUUCGCCUUAUAACCAUUUCACUUGUUCAGUCACUACUCUAAUGUGUGAAGUAGUUAGUGGGGAAAACGUGUGUCUGAAAAGAUUUCAUUUAUUUCCUUUUCUUGGCUUUUACUUUAUACAGCAAUUUUAAACUCCCACCUUCAAACAGAUGAACCCCUGGCAUCUAUGUUUUCUUUGCUGGGAUUCUUUCUGUGAGUCUUAACUAUUUUUGUGUUUUAACAGAAACAAUGCUAUGAAUGUUGCAUAUGGAUGUAAUAUAUUUUACAUGCAGAUGCUAGAAUUUGCCUGAAAAAGAGGUUCCUAGAUUCUGUCACAGAAAUGGUCUGGUUCUAUGGUCUUUUCCUCCUCGGUGCAAUUAUCAUCUCUAAUGCUCCUCUUUUUCUACUUUAAAUGAAGGUACUGUAAUACAGUCAUCAGUUGGUGUCAAGUAUCCUAAUAUUGAUUUUCUAAAACAUCCUUGCCCCCUCUCUCCCCCUCUCUCCCCCUACCACCCUAGGUUGUAAUACAAGCGCUGUAUGCGUCUCAGUAGUGUGCCACGUAGUGAUAUGUCCCUGACACCCCCACCCCUCCCCCCAAAACAAUGUGUUUUAGUCUUCCAAAGAAUUGUAUGGUCAUCUGUCACAUCGUGAGCAACCACUGAUUCGAGUGUAGUGUGUUCCUCAUACAUUCUGCAUGAACAUUUGCAAGUUCAGUGCUAGUGUGCAAUAAUCAGACGUUGCUGUGUGGUGUGGUGAUAAGAUGGCUGCCAUGUGAUUAUUUGUUCACUUUAAUGAGAGAGAGUCUGGCUAGACUGAGUGCGAGGCUAAUGGAACAACAGAGCCAUGUUGAAAAUCAAUAUUGCGUGAUAGAAAUAACAGUAAUAAAAAACAAAAAUGACUAACUCUGGGUUUUCACACAGCCGUUUACCACCAACAACCACUGAAUAGUACUGUAGAAACUUGUCACAAGCUGCAUGCUUUGAUAGCUUAGAGUUCUUGCUGCUUGCAGCAGUUUAGCGCUUAAGACCCAUCAAUGUAACCUGUAAAUUCUUUCUGUGUUUCUCUAUGGUCAAGACGAGGCUGGAGUUGAUGUGUUGUUUCGUGUUUCAUAGGCAUGUCACAUUAGUUAGUGUCAGUGUUUAUCAUAAGCUAGCAGUAGAAAGUUAGACUUCCUGUCAGUUCUUUCAGACUGAAAAGGUGAGAGCAGUUUGUAUUUACACUUUCUGUAUAUUGGAAACCUAGAGAUAAUUUCUCCACUGGUUUACGUUUUUAUUUUUUCAUUGGCCACGUUCUGACUUGUGUAGGCCUCGGACACUCCAGUUAAUGUAUUUUUUUUAUUGUUUCCGCACACUACAAUGUACGCAGUUUAAGAUGGUUUUCGCAUUAGCACGUUAGAUUUACUUUUUGCAAAGAACACACUAAUUAGCCAAGUUGUACUUCAUGUCUUCACGUGUCUGUUGGCGAUCAAUACUGUAUGUAGCACAAUAGUGAUAGUCAUCUCUAAUGAUAAAGAUGCAGUUUGUAAGAAUUGUUUAACCUCUGCAGGGCAUUUAUUUGGCCACGUUGUCUGCAAUACUGGUAGCUACUUAGAUAUCCUCAGGCUAACCGACUCCACUACGUAAAUAUAAAAAAAAAAUACGUUUGCAAAUGAAGACAGAACUGCAUCAGAAUAUGUCUUCUUACAGUUUAUGGAUUAGAGUAAAUGUAUCACUCAUUUAAAUCAAAACAGGAUUGUGAGAAGAAAUGUGUACAACUCUGUGUUUAAAAAAAAAAAAAAGGAAAAUCAAACUUGUGUUUAAAUGUCUACCUUGUGAUGCAUUUCUGAUUCAAGUGUCAUUUACCUGCUGUCAGAUAAUGAAUUGCUAAGUACAUCAGAAAUCUUUUUUUUUUGUUUUGUUUUUACUUUCUAGAUGUUCUGUUUUGGAAACACUAAUCUCUGAUAUUUUUCAGAGAUGUCUUCAAAAGAGUGCUAAAAGAAGCUGCGCACAUGUAAAAUAUGCAGCUGCAAAAUAUGUAAUCCGUGUCUGAAACUCGUGGAAUAAAUUUCAGGUUUAAAGAAGAGUGAGUCAUACUUUCAGCCAUAAAGAGAAGAAAAGCCGGUGUGAGAGACACAAUCUUUUCUGCUUGUGUGUUCUCUUCAAAUGAACUUGUCUCUAAAUUUUGUAAACAAAGCAGUGCUUUGUGAUGACUGGCCUUUUCUCAAACUUUAAAUCAUAGAUAACUAUAGACACUUUUAACUUUUUAGAAGAUAACAAACCCUAAAACUCUUACCAACUGCUUCUUUAUAUGUGUAGUAUAUAACCCUAAUGAAAACUGUACUACACUGACUCAUAUUACUGCCUUGUCAUGUGUCACUUGGAACUAUUUUGCUUUUUCUCCUUAAAAGUUUGCUGCGUGCUGUCAGUGGCAACACUAAAGCUGGAUGAACAUUAGCAGAUUAAUUUAUUUCUGUUCAUGUAAAUUAGGUGUAUAAAAUGUAUGUAUAUAUAAAAGUCACUGCACAAUAAAUGUGGACAUAUCACAACUGUU
Molecule: messenger RNA, 4933 nt
Organism: Scatophagus argus
Lineage: Eukaryota; Metazoa; Chordata; Actinopteri; Scatophagidae
Gene: apbb1
Product: amyloid beta (A4) precursor protein-binding, family B, member 1 (Fe65)
Exons: 15
Coding region: 253-2313 (686 amino acids)
Biological process (GO): regulation of DNA-templated transcription
Cellular component (GO): cytoplasm; nucleus
Molecular function (GO): amyloid-beta binding; transcription factor binding
Source: RefSeq, a predicted model, not a curated record